Cyclopterus lumpus (lumpfish) is the source of this 592-nucleotide messenger RNA. RefSeq names its product Jupiter microtubule associated homolog 1a (gene jpt1a). The transcript has 5 exons. Gene Ontology annotation, cellular component: nucleus. NCBI's taxonomy places the organism in Eukaryota, Metazoa, Chordata, Actinopteri, Perciformes, Cyclopteridae. The coding region runs from base 134 to 592 and encodes 152 amino acids. The record is from RefSeq and is a predicted model, not a curated record.
UUGAGGCAGGUUGAUUAUUGGGAGCCACGGGCUGGGAUAGACAAUGAUGAGGCGGUGAAGGGCGGCUCAUCAAAGUGUAAUUCGCCCGUAUCCUGUCGAGAGAUUUAAACAUUUUACGACUUCACGUGCAAAAAUGACGACGACCACGAACUACCAAGGGAUGGAGCCCGGGUCUAAAAGCAGUUCAAGGGUUUUGCGCCCUCCUGGCGGCGCCUCCAACUUCACGCUUGGUGCAGACGAGGACAAGCCUCCCGUCCGGAAAAACAAGAUGGCCUCCAGUGUUUUCGCUGAGCCGGAGGACCUGUAUGCUAAUAGAAGGAACAAUCCACCAGGUGGGAAGCCCACAGGUGUGCUUUGCGGCGAGCCGUCAGCCCCCCUGAGGAGAGGAGGGAACCAGGCCGCCGACCAGUCCGCAGACGCCCCCGCCGCGGAUGGAGAAAAUGCUGUACGCGAUUAUGAAAACAGUGCUCCUGAGCCGGUAGCCGUUCCAGAGCAGAAGGAGGAGGCCCCUCCAGCCGACCAUCUCGCUGCAGGAGUACCGUCCGGUCGCAGGAACCCCCCUGGGGGCAAGUCCAGCCUCAUCCUGGGAUGA